This is a messenger RNA of Stomoxys calcitrans (stable fly), 436 nucleotides long. Its product is annotated as E3 ubiquitin-protein ligase RNF170-like. Lineage: Eukaryota; Metazoa; Arthropoda; Insecta; Diptera; Muscidae. The record is from RefSeq and is a predicted model, not a curated record. The transcript has 2 exons. Gene Ontology annotation, molecular function: ubiquitin protein ligase activity. The coding region runs from base 97 to 360 and encodes 87 amino acids.
AAGCACAUCAACAUUGUCAUAGACACAAAUUUUCAAUCGUUCAUUGGUUCGUAAAAUUUUUUAAUAAAUAAAAAAUAAUUUCUUUUUAUUGUUAACAUGGCCGAUCAACAAAUGGACCUUCAGUGCGCCAUAUGUUUGGAGCAAAAACAAUCACCCACAGCUGUGACUUGUGGUCAUUCAUUUUGUCACACGUGUUUGGAAGAAUAUAUGACCUAUGUUGGAUAUGAGUGGUCAAAAGAAUGUCCAAUAUGCGGCAGUCGUUUAAAGAUCAUAAAUGACAAUGAAAACUUUACAAACGAUUCCGAUUCCAAUAUCGAAGAUGCUGAUGUUAAUAUGAAUGAACAGAACCAUAGCCUGUAAUUCAUGAGACUUGAACGUAUUGUGAUUGUCUAUUUUGAAAUUUUAUGUGGCGAAAAUAAAUGUUGUUUCUGUUUUU